Messenger RNA from Emiliania huxleyi CCMP1516, 1014 nucleotides. RefSeq lists its product as hypothetical. Bases 1 to 1014 code for a protein of 337 amino acids. The record is from RefSeq and is a predicted model, not a curated record. Gene Ontology annotation, molecular function: K48-linked deubiquitinase activity; cysteine-type deubiquitinase activity. Gene Ontology annotation, biological process: protein K48-linked deubiquitination. Lineage: Eukaryota; Haptophyta; Isochrysidales; Noelaerhabdaceae. The transcript has a single exon.
AUGCACCGUGUGCUCUUCAGCUCGGAGCGCGAGUUUCCUUGCGCGUGGGCGCGGCAGGGCUUUGCGUUGCGCGGAGGCAGCUUCGCCUGCGGGCUGAAGCAGCAUCAGGGUGGGCCUUGCGGCGUGCUCGCCGUAGUGCAGGCGAUGCUGGUGCGUCACAUCUCUGUGGGCGGCGUUUUGGCGGCCAGCUCCGAGGCGGCCGCCUCCAGGCUGAUCGACAGCCUCGCCGGCAUCGUGUGGUCAGCGCGGGUGGGCCGGCUUGCAACUGUGGUGAGCUGUCGCGCGCCCGAGCUGCCGCCGAUGCGGGAGGCGGGAGACCACCUCGUGCAGACCUCCUGCCGGUCGGAGGAGGAGGUGCGAGGCGCGAUUCAGGCGGCGGCAGGUGCGUACACCCGCCCGUCCGGCGGCGGCGUGGCCUUGUUGCUCUACUCGAUGCUCCUCACACGGGGGCUGGCGAUGGUGGCACGCGACGCCGACUUCCCUUCGCCACUGGUCUUGCCGAACGGGUACUGCGCGCAGGAGCUCGUCAACUUCCUCCUGUGCGGCCGCGCCUACUCCAAUGUGUUUGACGGCGAGAGGGUGGUCGGCGAGGACGGCGAUGGCUCGCCCACUCGCCUGCGCGGCAUCCCUCGCCCGGUGCCGGUGGGCUUCCUGACUCUCUUUGAGCGGCAAGGCUCCCUGCUUCCGGCCCUGAGCGGCGGAGACAGCGCGGAGGGCUGCGUCACGGUUGGCUCCCACCUGAAGCAGCCAGAGCACCCGGUGUACGUGAUCCAGUCCGAGGCGCACUAUUCGGUGCUUUGGCUCGCCUCCGACGCUCCGCCCGAGCUGGAUGUGGCCGACACGUUUGACGUCCUCUACUUUGACCAGCUCGCGGAGGCGGAGCAUCCCACCCGGCUCACGCUGCGGCGCGGACACUCGCCUCCGUCCCAUCCUCCGCCACUGGAGAGCGUGCUCCUUACGCGGUGGCCCGCCGCCGCGGUCGUCGACUGGAAUGGUGCCGAGCCUCUCCUCUGA